Messenger RNA from Malurus melanocephalus (red-backed fairy wren), 264 nucleotides. RefSeq names its product stannin (gene SNN). Gene Ontology annotation, cellular component: mitochondrial outer membrane. The transcript has a single exon. Bases 1 to 264 code for a protein of 87 amino acids. The record is from RefSeq and is a predicted model, not a curated record. Lineage: Eukaryota; Metazoa; Chordata; Aves; Passeriformes; Maluridae.
AUGUCUAUCAUGGAUCACAGCCCCACCACUGGYGUGGUGACUGUCAUUGUUAUCCUGAUUGCUAUUGCAGCUCUGGGGGCCCUGAUCCUGGGCUGCUGGUGCUACCUGCGGCUGCAGAAGAUCAGCCAGUCUGAGGAUGAGGAGAGCAUUGUGGGCGAAGGAGAAACCAAAGAGCCCUUUCUGUUGGUGCAGUACUCUGCUAAAGGACCCUGUGUGGAGAGGAAAGCUAAGCUAACUCCGAAYGGCCCAGAAGCACACAGCUAA